AUGCCUAGUGUUCAAUUGAAACUAACUACAACCACAGCCCAUGGCAUGGUGUUCCGAUCUUGGUCCAAGGACAACACUGCAACAACCGACCUGGGUAUAACCUGCGGCUCAUGUGUUUUCUAUGGGGCCACUGUCGGGCGAGACGCAUCAUAUGUCCAGAAACUUCGCAAAGCUGGUGUCAUCAUCUUGGGCAAGAGCAACUUAUCGGAAUGGGGAAACAUACGCUCCACAAACCCGGGAAACUUCCGGAAGUCGAAUUCAUCCAAUGGCUGGAGUGCAGUCGGUGGCCAGACACUGGGUGUCUACUACCCCAAUCAGGAUCCUAUUGGAAGCAGUAGCGGUUCUGGCGUUGCAACAGCUCUUGGGCUUGCUUUCGCGGCGAUAGGUAUAGAGGUUGGGGGCAGUAUCAUUGGUCCAGCGCAAAGAAGUAAUAUCAUUGGCAUUAAACCGACCGUUGGCCUUACUUCUCGCGAUUUGGUCUUCAUUUCAAAGAGACAAGGGACCGUAGGUCCCAUGGCUCGAACCCUUGAAGACGCGGCCUCGCUGCUUGAGAUAAUUGGCGGGAAGUGCCCGCACGAUCCUGAGACUAGUAAGAUUCCAUUCGAGCAUAUUCCGAAAUAUGCCAGAUUCUGCAAUAAGUCCGCAUUGAAGGGGGCACGGAUUGGCAUCCCUCGAAAUGCUUUCAGAGACAAUGAUGAGGCAGCUGCUGAUGAAAUCGACCUGGCGGGUAUUGCCAAAGCCGCCUCGAUUAUGAAAGAUGCCGGAGCCGAGAUCAUCGACCCAGCGGAUUAUCCAGAAUACGAGACCUUUCUCAACGAAUCCGGAGCAUUGAGAGGGAGGGUUGGCUUUGCCGACUGGAAGGCGGAUAUGGCAAGAUAUGUUACAAAUCUCGUCGACAAUCCCCAGAAUAUCAACAACAUUGACGAUCUUGUUGAGUUUACACAGGCGCAUCCAAAAGAGGAAUAUCCUUCCAGGGACGUGGCAGGACUUCUCGGAGUCAGCAAAGCAAUGGCGCAAGACGUCCCCCGGGUUGAAGAGGCCUGGGAGCGAGUCAGAGAAUUGGCCGUAAGAGGUGGGAUCAAUGGUGCUAUGAAGAAGCACAACCUGGACGCAUUGAUUAUGCCUUCCUCAGUCAGUACAUCAGUGGCCACCGUUGCUCUUGCUCCCGUCAUCACCGUGCCAUUGGGCUUCUACCCCGAGAAUACGGGGAUUGUCUGGAACGGCCGCCGCAAUCUUGUACUGCAAGACAAGAAUCUACCGUUCGGGCUUAGCUUCAUCGGUCUGCCGUUCACAGAGACCAAAUUGAUUGGCUAUGCUUACGCUUUUGAACAACUGACAAAAGUUCGGGAUCAGGUGGAUCCUAUUGUCAUGCCAAAGACCGAGCUGCGAGACGUGGCAGGGAAGGAUUCAGGAAUUUGA
This is a messenger RNA of Exophiala spinifera, 1419 nucleotides long. RefSeq lists its product as uncharacterized. The coding region runs from base 1 to 1419 and encodes 472 amino acids. NCBI's taxonomy places the organism in Eukaryota, Fungi, Ascomycota, Eurotiomycetes, Chaetothyriales, Herpotrichiellaceae. The transcript has 3 exons. The record is from RefSeq and is a predicted model, not a curated record.